Messenger RNA from Linum trigynum, 741 nucleotides. NCBI's taxonomy places the organism in Eukaryota, Viridiplantae, Streptophyta, Magnoliopsida, Malpighiales, Linaceae. The record is from the annotation of a GenBank genome assembly.
AACAAAAACUCCACUCAACAACAGGGCAAAUUGGGUCUAUUUCAGGACAAAAAAAUGUUGUUCGUUUCCCCUUCUAGUUAUCAUUAGGACAUCCAAUCCUGUGUGGAGUCUGCCAGGUUGGUCGACAAACCCCCAACAAGAAUGCUGGUGGGUUUAGCUUCCUACAAUGCAUGGCCGCGAAAGAAACCAGAGAAAUUAACAGAGACCAAGAAGCAUCUACUUUGGCCCCAAGUAGUAGCAACAACAACAACAACGUAAUGAGGUGCUCUGCCUCCGCGUUCAGCAAAACAGAGUCUCGAAAUGAGCACCAAGAGCCUGGUCAGCGAGAUCAGAAGUGAUGAUCGCGGCAGCGACGACGAUAAGUUGUUGUUGCUACCGUCGCUGCUCUCUACUGCGUUGGUUGCAGAUAGCUGCAGCUGUGUAGAGCAAGAGGAUUUGGGGGAGACUAGUGUUAGUAUUAAUAGCAAAGCAGCAGCGAGGCAGAGAGUGAGAAAUAUGGGGAGAAUUAGGAGAGGAAGGAAGCUUACAUUGCCGCCUCCCAUGUCUUCAAUUGGGGGAUCCACCGGAAUCCAAAUGCGGUCUCGUCGGGAAGAUGGCAGGCUUGUGGUUAACCAUGGUUGGAGGGAUUCCUCCAGACGAGCAUUCUUCAAGUGCCGCCAUUGAAUUCCUCCUUCAUGCUGUAUCGAUGAUGUUGAUUUAGGUUAGAGUUUGGAUUUGGGAUAAUAAGAGGGGGAUUUUCUU